GUAAUAUCCAUGUUAACGUUUUACUCCUACUGAGGUUUCUCAACAUCAUAGAAGUAAUAAAUUCUGCAUAAACCUGAGAGGCGCAUAUAAAGAAACCUGUAUUUUAUGAAAAUAUAAUACAGAAUGCAUAAAAUUGGAGGAACCUCUGGAUGUCCCAGGGCAAAGCUAUAUGGGAAUCAGCAGACUUCUGUUGCAUCUUGGUUAAAUUCCAGUCUACAAGAGACGCUACUACCAGGGAAGCCAUGGCAUAAGGUUUUAGACAAACUUGGAGCAGCUUUUGCUGAGAAAGUAAAGCCCCAACUGAGGAAUCCUAAACAAAGACAAAUGAUUUUUCAUCUCCUUGGCCAGCAUUUCGUUAAAAAAUAUUUUAGCGAAUAUCCUAAUCAACCUAGUCUACUGUCUUCAACAAACAUGAGUGAGCGAGAUUGGGAAACCUUGGAAGAAACAACAAAGAUUUGGCUAAACGAACAGUGCUUAAAAGCUGCAGAGCAAGUUUGCUGUCAGUUCAGACUUGUAGAUAAUAACUUUGCCAGACUGGCUCCAGAAAUGGUGCAUUUUCUUAAUGAUACGUACAACAUUGUAGCAACAGAGAUGGAGUUGCUGUUGGCUGCACAUGAAUCACGGCAAAAGGAAGAAGAUUCAUUUGAUCAUCAGUCUUCAUUGGAACAGAGCUCUAACCAGGAAUCAGUUGCGAAGAAAAGCCCAAAUUCUGUUGAAAGCAAAGGCAUCGAUUUAGCCGUAGUCAGAGAAUCUAUUUUGCAAUUAAAUGAAAAAGAAAAGAUGCAUAUUGGCACUGAUAUACACUCAUGUGUUCUAAAUUGCUCAGAAAGUAAUAUAUUAGGAAAAUCUGUCUGUGCCAUAAUUUCAGUAGAUGGUGAAACUAUCUUAACAGUAUGUAGAAGGCUAAGUGGAAAUCUACUUCCAAAGACACUACGACAAUUUAUAUGGACAGAUAAACUCCUAAAAUCAAACACAAAAAUCCCCAACACUGAAAGAAUAAUAAAUAUCGAGAGAGAAGCUAGAGUGAAAUUUGGACGGACAGUGGAGCACCGAAUUGCUGAACUAAAACUUAAAAGUGCUACUCAAUCGCCAAUUUCAGGCCUUAUUGAAAAUGCAGUAGUGGAGAAAUAUGACAAGACACCUUGCAUGCAUUAUUUUGCCUCAAAUGAACAAAUGAUUCUAGAAACCCACAAGACUUUAAAUGUCCUCUAUGUUUUCAAUGGCACAUAUGAACCCUACCUGAUUCACUGGCUCUUUCCUUUGCAAAUGGCAUUUAAGCAAACAACACCAACAGCCGAACAUCCCUAUGAGUUGGCUAUGUACCUAUAUUUCCUGCAUCAAAAUUUAUUCCCAUCAUGGGUAGAAAUCUUUGCAAUGGCUGAGUGGGUGAUGAGCAUUCUGGAAAGAGAAGACACUGAAUUCUUUGAUCAUCUUCAGCAGAGCUUCAGAAAGAAUAUUACAAUGGACCCAAAAGAUUUCUUGGUAGAACUGAUAGUUCAAGAAAGAGGCAAGGCUCAAGAACUGUAUGCCACUGCAGAUAGAUCUGAGCAGAAACAGCAUCUAGCCAAAGAGUUACUGGGAAGUCCAGUAAUUUUCCUGAGAAAAUGGAUGGGUGAGGGCUUUGUGAGUGCAGUGGAUUUUCCUGUAGUGUUGUUGAUUUGGGAUCAAUUAUAUAUGCAAGACUGGAAUCGAAAGGUGAUGGAGAAUUUCUGUCUCUCGAUCCUUAUGUUGUUAAAGGAUUCCCUGAUGGCUGCUGAUGAUUAUCCAGCCAUGAGAGAGGUGUUUUUGUUUCAUAGUUGUCAGCUUCUAACAGCUGAUAUUCAAAUAGCCUGGAUUCACCUACAGCAAGGUGGUUUACCAUCUGACAUCCCUGGGCUUAGCAGGAUGAAUCAAAGGCCAUUUGCUGAUCUGUCUCCCAGGCACAGCUCAGUGAAAGCUGGAAAAGUUUUUCAUGGCUUCAGGGAAAUUUUGCCUGUUGGUGUGAAGGAUGUUUUAUUGAAGUUAGUUUUACCAGUACCUCAGGUUGAGAUAACACACACUGAAACUUGGUUGAAAGAGUUUGAUCCUCUUGCUGUGAGCUUAACAGUUUCAAUAUUUUAUGGACUUGAAAAGCUGCCUUCCAAGUCUAGCUUUUCUAAACCCUCUAUUAGACGGAUAACCAAAGGAACAUUGACGAAAAAACAUGAAGCCACUGAAUUUGCUUUUCAAUUUGAUGAAUCAUUUGCCUUUGAUUCUCUGGAUCCAUCUGAGUUUGUAGAUGUGACAGAAGCUAAACCCUAUAUGGUAUUCAAGGUAGUUUACAAGUCUGAAGGAAAAGACUCGUUGACACUUGGAUGGCAAAAAGUGGAUGCUUUUCAGCAAGAAACUAGAAAUACUAGAACUAUUUGGGCACCAAGAGAGUUUUCUGCACUUGUUCCACUGCAUACUGGGAAAGUUGCUUACAAUAUUCUGGAUUACUCUUUGGUUCAUGACUCAAAAGAUUCUGCCCAGGGUUCUUCAAACAUCCAGCUCACCAUUUAUGAUGUAUGGAAAGAAAGGCACAGACAGAGAAACAGCCAAGUAAAGAGAGAAAGGUUUGAAGAGCCUUGUUUUCUGUGUGUACCUUGGGUUCCUUUUAAUUCCUCUACAGUAUUACCAAAUCCUGUUUCAGUAAACCAUCCAUUUGAUCUGUAUGUAGAUGCCCUCCAUUAUAUCCCUGAUAAUGCAACAAUAACAAAGGUAACUGGGCAAAUCAGGAAUUCAGGGCUGACUAAGUUGCCUAAUAUUACAGCAUUUCCACUUCUUAAUAGUCCAUCUCGAAAUCCAAAAUUCCAGUACCGAAUGAUAUUAAAUGGAGAUGAGACAAAAGUCAUGGAUGUCAAUGCAUGUGUUUUUUUCCAAGUUCAUACAGUAGACAUAGAUUCUGGAGAUCUUCUUAUAAUAGGAAGCUCUAUGAUCCGUGUGUUUAACAAUGAUGGGAAUCUAAACGUAGGAGGAUUUCAACUAAAACUAAGAGGAGGCAUGCCAAGCAAGGGACCAGCAGCUCUUAUACAAACAACAUUAGAUCAGUAUCCAGCCAUUCCCUGCUGCACAGUACUAAUUCGAAUGUUACCACACACACAGUUUUCAGUGACUGCACCAAGCUACUUGACAGGAUAUUACUUCUCAGAUGAUGCAAAGCCCAAUAAUUCAGAGCUAGAGAUCAUAUCGAGCUUUCAAAAGGACAACAGCUUCCCAAAACUUGUACAAGACAUGACUACAUACUUAACUGACAAAGAACAAAGCAGAGUUACACUUGACCGUUUGGAAACCUGGUAUGUGGAAAGACUAGAUGAAACAAAAUAUCUGCUACCACAACAGCUUCCAAAGUACAUCAACAUACAUCAUGCAGUCCGUUAUCGGCAGGAAGCAGGCAUCCGCAUAAAGGUCAAACAAGCUUUUGGACUUAAAGCUGAUGGCUAUUAUGUAAAUGUGUUAGCCAGAGUCCUUAAGGGAGCUGCAAGCAUGCAUUUGCCUGAGUUACCUCAACAGUGGGGAGGAGAAGAAAAAUUCCUAACAUGCCAACUUGAUUUCACAAGUCAGCAGAGAUCACCAAUCUGGACUGAUCCAUCUGUGGUGCUACACCCUUAUCUUGAUGCUCACUGUGUACUAUUAGUUCAAGUGUAUGGCUUGAAUGCUGUUUAUGUUCCAGACCCAAGUGGACAAAGGCCAGGAGAAGUAAUAGCUCGUCCUGGCCAGGUCCUGGACCUUAACGCACAAUCACAGUUAGGAUGGACUGUCAUUCCGCUCUUUGACAGAGGCUACGUGUGGUGUGGGGUGCACAGUGCUCCAUUGUUUCAGGGUUCUCCAAGCAUAGGUUCUCUGCUCCCUUCCCCAGUACAGAAGAGAGAAACGAUCAAAAUAAAAACACAACCCCAUAACACAGGAGAAAGAAGAGGCUGCAUCAUCCACAGACCACUGACUUGCUUUGGGUUAAGGCUCUUACUUCACUCCCCAGUUGUGCUGGAUACUUGCUGUGGUCUGGCCCACCAUGGUCCUCGUUGCCACUGUCUUCUACUCUUCAGGUCCUCAAUAUUCCCCUGCGUUCCUUGGUCAGAUUCCUGUCGGUGGUCCUCCAGCCACCUCCAAUUGGCGGGCUCCUCUUCACUGCCUGCUGGAGGACUUGGGUCCGUCAGCUGCCAGAGCCUGGAGCAUCCUGUUGCCCAACUUGCUGGUGUCCCUCCUCUGCUGUCCUGCUCUGGGACUGAAAAUACCUUUCUGCCAUUUCCCUCCACCAUUCUGGAGGGAGCAGUGGCUCUGAAAGUGCUGUGGUGUCUAUGUUGCUGUGAUUGGGACUCUCUUCACAGUUGCACAGUUUUCUGUAAGUGGUGUAGUUUAGAUCGGUACUAAACAGAACACACGUUCACCCUUUGUGGUGGGGGGAGGUGGUAAAUCUUAGACCAGGUUCCACACCAACUAGUCUGUGUGCUGAACUUCUGUUUUGUUACGGGUAUAGACUGGUUUCUGAUCACUUAUACCGGUAAAAGUGCAGUGUAUGUACCUGGCCUAUGUGGGUAAGUAACAUCCUCUAAGUCACUGCAGUACUUUGAUUCUGCUGUAGUGGUGAGCGAUCAUAUCAGCCUCCUUUGAGAUGAACAUUAGUGAAAUAGCCAGCAGGAGGCACUAAAGGAGCAGCAGGAAAGUGAUGAUAACUAGUAUGUUACUGCUGCUCAUUGUAGCAGACUCAGUGACAGUGACUUGCUAUAGUACAUAGGAGCUCCAGUGGUUUGCAGACUAAAUCACAGAGCUAUUCCCAGUCCUGAGUGUCCAGUAGUUUCUAAUCAAUACUUAUUUGAUCUUGUAACCCUUGUAUAUGAGUAAUCUUUAGUUUUGUGAAUAUUCCUAAUUGAAAUCAGUGGGAUUAUUUUUAUGAAUCAAGAUUUUAUGUCAUUGUACCAUGCAACAUAUAUUUAUUGUAUGAAAAAUUGAUUGAUAUGCAACAACAUCUAAAAAUGAAUUUUAUCAACCCAGUAUCAAGAAAGUUGCCUCUUGAGACUAAACAGUCUCUCAGUGGGCUCUUACUAUCUCUAUUAUGAUGGUGUCUGAUGCCAUUUGGCAAGAUGAAACUGUACAUUCUUUCCAUUGUAUCGAAGAACAAACAUCUGAAAAGCAUCAUUAUAUUUAUGAGAUAUUGCUCUAGCACAUUUUUUAUCA
Molecule: messenger RNA, 5172 nt
Organism: Alligator sinensis (Chinese alligator)
Lineage: Eukaryota; Metazoa; Chordata; Crocodylia; Alligatoridae
Exons: 27
Coding region: 124-4368 (1414 amino acids)
Source: RefSeq, a predicted model, not a curated record